AUGGCUUCUCCACAACAAAUCCGCACCACGCUCACCGACCUGCUGAAGAUUCAGCACCCGGUCAUGCUUGCGGGCAUGAACGUGGCUGCUGGGCCUAGGCUUGCGGCUGCCGUCAGCAACGCUGGAGGCAUCGGUGUUCUCGGAGGCAUCGGGUACACCCCAGACAUGUUGCGCGAGCAGAUCGCCGAGUUGAAGGAAUACCUGACGGACAAGAACGCGCCUUUCGGUGUUGACCUACUGCUUCCUCAAGUCGGUGGCUCUGCGCGCAAGACCAACUAUGACUACACCAAGGGCAAGCUGCCUGAGCUCAUCGACAUCAUCAUCGAUUCUGGUGCCAAGCUCUUCGUCUGUGCGGUCGGUGUUCCACCCAAGGCCGUUGUGGAGAAGCUCCAUGGAGCUGGCAUUCUCUACAUGAACAUGAUCGGACACCCCAAGCACAUCAAGAAGUGCCUUGACCUCGGCGUCGACCUCAUCUGCGCACAGGGUGGUGAAGGUGGUGGCCACACUGGAGACGUCCCCACAUCUGUCUUUAUCCCUGAGGCAGUCAAGAUCGUCAAGGGCCACAAGUCACCCUUGACCGGCGAGCAGGUGCAGAUUGUUGCUGCUGGUGGUAUCUACAGCGGCGAGUCGCUUGCUGCUAUGCUUGCUUUUGGUGCCGCUGGUGUCUGGGUUGGUACUCGAUUCAUUCUCUGUGAGGAGGCUGGUGCCUCGAAAGACCACCAGGAGGCCGUUCGAACUGCCGGCUGGGACGACAACGUUCGCACAAUCAUCUUCACGGGGCGACCUCUGCGUGUUCGCACCAACAAGUACAUUCAGGACUGGGAAGAAAACAGGGCCUCCGAGAUUAGGGAACUCACUAGCAAGGGUAUACUCCCUGUCGAGUAUGACCUUGAGAAGCUUGGCGAUGACAUUGACGAUGACAUGAUGGACAACGCACGACCCCAUCUGAUGGGCAAGGUUUCCGCCGCAGUCACCGAGAAGAAGAGUGCGAAGGCAAUUGUCGAUGAGCUCGUGAACGACGCCGUCAAGGCGCUGCGGACAAGCAACUCGUUGAUCGUUUCGAAGGCUAAGCUAUGA
Molecule: messenger RNA, 1077 nt
Organism: Dothidotthia symphoricarpi CBS 119687
Lineage: Eukaryota; Fungi; Ascomycota; Dothideomycetes; Pleosporales; Dothidotthiaceae
Product: NPD-domain-containing protein
Exons: 3
Coding region: 1-1077 (358 amino acids)
Molecular function (GO): nitronate monooxygenase activity
Source: RefSeq, a predicted model, not a curated record